Doryrhamphus excisus (bluestripe pipefish) is the source of this 9068-nucleotide messenger RNA. The record is from RefSeq and is a predicted model, not a curated record. Lineage: Eukaryota; Metazoa; Chordata; Actinopteri; Syngnathiformes; Syngnathidae.
CAACGUGUGAUUGAUUUAUUGCACCACACCAAUGUUGCACUCAGUUAUUCAUCAUACUUAAGCAUAGAAAAAAACUAUAAGCUAUUUAGAAAUAUGCAAACAAAUAUUUUCAGAGUGAAUAACAAAGAAUAUUAAAAUCCACUAUUAGACAAGAACAAAAAUAACAUGACAGCAACACGGUUUGUUUGUUUUUCGGCUUUUUCCUGAUCCGCAUACUGAUUUUUGGCUUGAGCCCUUUACAUUCCAGAUGCCCUUCCUGACGAAUACCCAUGGUGGUUACUAGUGGAGAUUUGAACACGAGGCGUCCGCUCCAGAGUCCAGAACACUAACCACUACGCCAUGGCGGGCUCCAACAUGUUAUGGCCCCGCUGGGAAAAGGGACCCUCUGGAACCAAGAAGACCUUAGUUGCAGGUCUAAAACGGGCCAAGAGGAGCACGGCAGCCAGGAAGACGAGAGGAGAUGACAUCAUUGAAAUGACGUCAUAGUUCCCAGUCGCUGCCAUUGAAGAUGAUGAUGAUGAUGGCGGCAUCCCUCCUUUUGUCCACGCUCGGGAUGGAUGUAUCGUGACAAAGCCCCAGAACCGGAAUCCGGAAUCAAGUUCCAGACACGAAACGGACCGGAGUUCGGAUGUGAGCGGAACGAUGACGAGAUGAUGUGAAGUGUGGAUGGUUGCGUUCCUGGGCGCGUGUGUGUGUGUGUGUGAUGAGCAGGCGGCAGUGUAUCGGUUCUGGUUCUGCUCAGAAAGGAGGAGGAGACACAUCGGGGUGUCGGUGAGGCAGCACAGUCUUGUCAUCAUGGCGGCCAAGUCUGACGGCGUCCUGAAGAUGAACAAGAGCGACGUGGCCUUCACUCCCCUGCAGAACUCCGAGCACUCCGGUUCGAUCCAGGGGCUCCACCCGAGCGUCCAUCCCGACUGCAAGGGCACCGGGGACGCGGACUUCGCCAACGGGGAGUCGCGAUGCUGCGGCCGCGGCGGCGGAGGCGGCGGCUCCAGGUCGACUUAUGUGGGUCCGGGCCAGGAACCGCACCAGAACCCGGUGUGGGACUGCUUGUGGAUCCUCACCGCCAUGCUGGUGUACGUGGCGGACGUGGGCACAGACGUGUGGCUGUCUGUGGACUACUACCUGCACCGGGACUACUGGUGGUUUGGCCUCACGCUAGUCUUCGUCGUGCUGGGCUCCUUCUCCGUGCAGCUCUUCAGCUUCCGGUGGUUUGUUCACGACUUCGGCCCGGAGGACGCGACGGAACACGCCGACGGUCCGCACGUGGACGGGAACAAGCUGCUGAGCGGAGACGUGAGCCCUCAGCACCACCCGGCCACCCCGCAGAGACAGGCGUCCACCGCCAGCAGGAACACCAACACCACCAGCACGACCAGCACCGCCGUGCCCGCCCGCACCCGGAAACCGUCCACCUCCUUCUCCUUCUGCGUGUGUUUCUCUCAGGCCCUCAUCCACAUCCUCCAACUGGGACAGAUAUGGAGGUAUCUCAAUACCAUCUACCUGGGCAUCCGUAGUCGUCAGAGCGCUGAGACGGAGCGGUGGCGUUACUACUGGAGAAUGAUCUAUGAGUUUGCAGACGUGAGCAUGCUGCAUCUGCUGGCCACCUUUCUGGAGAGCGCUCCUCAGCUGGUGCUGCAACUGUGCAUCAUCAUACAGACUCACAAACUACAAGCUGUGCAAGGUAUGACAGCAGCAGCGUCCCUGGUCUCCUUGGCCUGGGCGCUGGCCUCCUACCAGAAGGCCCUGCGAGAGUCUCGUGACGACAAGAAGCCCAUCAGCUACCUGGCUGUCAUCAUUCAGUUCUGCUGGCACUUCUUCACCAUCGCGGCGCGGGUCAUCACGUUUGCCUUGUUCGCGUCUGUGUUCCAACUCUACUUUGGCAUCUUCAUCGUGCUGCACUGGUGCAUCAUGACCUUCUGGAUCGUCCACUGUGAGACCGACUUCUGCAUCAGCAAGUGGGAGGAGAUUGUGUUUGACAUGGUGGUGGGCAUCAUCUACAUCUUCUCCUGGUUCAAUGUCAAGGAGGGACGCACAAGGUGUCGUCUGUUCAUCUACUACCUGGUGAUACUGGUGGAGAACGCCGCUCUCAGCGCUUUGUGGUACAUCUACCGCUCACCUCACCCCACUGACUCCUUUGCGGUGCCAGCGCUUUGCGUCAUCUUCAGCAGCUUCCUCACCGGCGUUGUUUUCCUGCUCAUGUACUACGCCUUUUUCCACCCCAACGGGCCACGAUUCGGACACUCGCCAAGCUGCCAGCGCCUGGACCUGGACUCCACCGCGCAGUUCUCCACGUUGCCAUCCGAGGGGGCCACCAACUCCCUGCGUUCCACCCUGGGGGGCGCCACCGCCACACUAGAGCGUGACGGGAAACACUCAGAAAGGGAUGGGUGCAUGCCGGUGUUUCAGGUGCGACACAACGUGCCGUCCACGCCGUCGUCUCGCGCACCACGCCUGGAGGAGACGGUCAUCAAGAUCGAUCUUUGUAGGAACCGCUACCCGGCUUGGGAGCGCCACGUCCUGGAUCGGAGUAUACGUAAGGCCAUCCUGGCUAUAGACUGCUCCUUGACUCCACGGCUGCAGUAUAAAGACGACGCUCUGGUACAGGAGAGGUUGGAGUAUGAAACCACGUUAUAGUAUCCAGCAAUAGAAGACCUUUCUACCGCUCUCAUCUCCACAUCCUCCGUGUCAACUCGGUGGUGGCCAUCAAGGAGAAUACUGGCCUGCUCAAUCAUCUGACCAUUCAACAUCUCCUGUUUAUUUUUAUAAGUCUCAUCGGGGAAGCCCACAGUGCGUCCAAACGCAACCCUAAGGCUGAUGCGUUCAGGGUCAGAACAUCCAAACAUACCAACACAUCCCUCCAGACAUGUAUGACCUUUGUCUGGAAUGACACUUGAAUCCCCCCCCUUCAUUGCACAGCGUGAUGAGUAAAUCAUCCCUGCGUCAGAAACGUCACCUGUGUCCACUCAGGUGACCUUGACUUCUGACGACCUUGUGUUCUUGGUGCCAAAAACAUUCCUGGGAAAUGUUGUCUUGCUUGUGGAGCUUAUGGAUGUGGAGCUCCAGAUGGCCUGGUAGUCCCCUCACACAUGGAAGAUCAUUGCGGUCUGAAAAGCAAGAAAGUAUAGCAAGCAUCCGUGCGCUUGGAACCCAUAAGAAUCCAUCCUGGUGUGCUGUGCAUCUUGGGUAGUCAUGUGACAGCUGUGUUGAUGGAUGAUAAUUAUGCUAUUUAUAGCAUAGUUAUUCUCCGUCUGCACCAUCAAUCACCUCAGACAUGUCGAUGGAGGAUCAUUGUAGUCCUUCGAUACAUGGCUGUUAGCAAACACAAACAGCCAAUCAACGCACGAUGUAGCGCACAAACACAAAAGGUAAGCAAUGGAUGAUGUAUAUAUAAUAUAUAAUAAUAUAUAAUAAUGUGAUGCAGGACCUGGAUAUGUGAUGAGUGAGGAUGGUUCAAUGUGACAAGGGCUCAGCCUACACAGCAAAAAGCAACAGAUGAGAUAUAUAUAGUAUGUGUGUGUGUGUGUGUAUUUAUUCCACCAUAGGUGAAAAGGCGUAUUAAUAGUACAAACUUUGCUCUUUUUCUCCAACUUUUGCUCCUUUUUUAAACAUUUUUCUUAAAUUAUUUUGUACAUUCUAUUUUGGUAUUACCGUAUUAUGAUUUUUUUUAAUUAAUUUAUUUUUAUUCUUAAAAUUGUUGACUUUGUCAUUCGAGUUUUUUCAUAUUUUUACUUCAUUCUCGUACAAUUGCAGCUUUUUUUCCUUUCUGUUGACCCCACCCAUUUCAACAUACUUUUCCUGUAAUAUUUUGACUUUAUUCUCAUAAUUUACACAAUGAUUUACCAAAGAUGCCAACUUUGUUGUUUUUUUUCUUAUAUUACAGCUUUAAAGAAUAACAUACUUUUUUUAAAUAUGUCAUGAUCAUGAUAUUACGAUAUUACCGUAAAAACGGUAAUAACCAUAAAAAAAAAUUAUUUUCAGAAAUGACUGCUGAUUCGUUCAUGUUGCUGUUUUAUUUACCGCUUCCUACAUUCCUACAAUAGAAUAGAAUAGAAUAGAAUAGAAUAGAAUAGACUUUGGGCAUCCCUGGUUUAAAGGUCUGAAACUGGUGGCUAGUGAUUUGGAUCAGGUGUUUUGGUUUUUAAAGUCCAUCCAGGUUGUUCAUUAAGAGGCUCAUAUGAAGAAGGGAAUAAUCCACUUCGCUUAAAAAUAUUGUUUUUACAUACUUUAGUUCUCAUUUAUUUAUUUCUUCUUACCUUUUAUUUGCACUCUAUCCGUCUCAGGAACAGUUCUGAUACUUUGUUGUAAAAGUCACAUUACCUUCUGGUGAGCUCGGAUAUAUACCAUAUUUUCUGGACUAUAAGUCACUCCAGAGUAUAAGUCGUACAAUGCCAAAAAUGCAUAAUUAGGUCGAAAAAAACAUAAAUAAGUCGCACUGGAGUAUAAGUAGCAUUUUUUACGGGUAAUUUAUUUUCGAAACUACUUGACCAAAACAGACAUUACGUCCUCUUGGAAGGCAAGUUCUAACAAUAAAAGAAUAGAGAACAGGCUGAAUAGGUGUAAGAUAUGCUAACACAAUGCUUAUUCAGCUACAUGAAAAAUAAACAUAAACAGAAAAAGUGUCCAGUUUUUUCAUUGAUAAGUCGCUCUGGAGUAUAAGUCGCAGGAACAGCCAACCUAUGAAAAAAAAUGCGACUUAUAGUCCGGAAAAUACGGUACUCAUCCUCCAUCUUGGCAGUCAAAUUCAUUCAUUCCUUCAGCAGAGUAUAAACCUACAGUAGCUUGUUAGGUUUAUGGUGUCCAAUGUUAAAAACUAUACAGAAAAUACAUUUCUAAUACACUUUGAUUUACAUAUAUUCAUAUUUAUUUUGUCAUGAAAGCUCAUUUUAAAUCUAUUGAACAGUUAUGAUGCUUUAAGUAGGCAUCAAAUGCUAGUUGAGCCCAAGCAACAAACACAUGGCGUCUUCUUGUCCCCCAAAGAUUGGCUCAUUCCACUCACCCCCAGAGACAUAAACAGUUGCUUCCAUCCAAGCCUUGUGGAUCACAGGCAGGUUCUAUGUUUCCCAUGUGGUCUACACCGUAGCCACCAUCAGGACUUGGAAUGGAUUCUUAUGGGUUCAGGAAGGAAACGGUAGAUAUAAACAGACACAUAUAAACAGAUGAGAACUGACAAGGAAAGGAAUCAAGGAUAAAGGACACAACCAAGCAACCAUCUUCGCCAAAUGGAACCAGUAGUAGUACUCUGACAUGCAGCAUUUUUGUACUUUUGGAGAUGAUCGAGGUACUUACAAGUCGUUGUGUCUGUGUGUAAAGUACUGUGCACGCGUCUUAUGUCGCCAUUGGAUGUGUUUGUACUUCCUGCUUGACGAGGACACAAACAGACGCUAACAAUGUUGACGCUUCCAUCGAUGCCACGUGACUCCGAACAACAUUCCUCUCCUUAGCCUUUCUUUUGGAUUCUGUCGGAGAAGGUUUUUCCAAAUGGUAUUAAAAAUAGUCGGUUACAGCGCCGGUUCUUAGCAUCAAGGAGGUUGCCACGUCCGUUUAGGAAGUGAAACUUAAGCUAGUGUGCCUGGAAGGUGAAAGUAAAGCUGGUGUGAAAGAGAACAAUUUAUCUAUUGUGUCAUUUCCCAUCAGCCGUAUCUGGGAAUGCCUUCCAUUGGUAGAUUCAGUCCGUAGUCAAGAUGAUUUUUCCGACUUUUUCCACCUCAAAGAAAGCUGUUCAGAUAAAUAAGAGUGGUCGAUGUGCACCGAGUACCUUAACCCUUUGGGCAAAACCAACAAAAUUGGGCGUACAUCAGGGAAGUGGUCCUAGAAUACAAACAACUUCAAAUUUCCAAAUUGAUCACAUGACAGAGUGAUAUGAUCGGAUGGGAGAUUCCUAGUCCAAUCAGACUCCAAACCAAAUCUCAGACCCCCCAAGUGUUUCCCAGCUCUGAUUGUGCUAUGUGAGUGUGGAAGUCAUACUGACUACUACAUACUACGAGACUGCGGUACUACACAGAAGCGGUUUAGUAUUUUUAAAGUGAUGGCCUGAGACUUUUGCACGGUAGAUUUACGUCUUAGAUCUUAGAUAUGGUCUGAGCAGACUAAGUAAGCUUUUAUUCUUAUAUACACUGGAACCCACAGUGCUGUACAGUACGUACUGAGCAGUACAAUUGUGGUAACUUCUGGAGUAUACAUCACUGGAAUAUGUGAUACAUUCAACUGGAAAAACAUCAGCAAAAAAACUCGACAGAACCAACUUUGGUCACGUCAUGCACCCAAGUGGGUGAGCCCACGGGGUCCAAUACCGGGGAACCAGGGUGGUCUGAUUAUGGGACUGAAAAGUGGGCGGCACUGCACAACAAUCUGGCAAUCUGAGGAAAUGCAGGCCUGAAUAGUCCAGAUGAGAUUGCUUACAACCCAGAUGGAAGUGUAAUGCCACAAAUGGCAGACAGAUGGCAGCAAAGCAGCACAUGACUAAAUCAUCAUUUUUACGCAUUUUAGUCAUUAUUUCUACAUAAGAUUUAAUUCAUUUUUAAUUGUUGAAUACAAUUUUGACGGCCUGUUAUUUCAUGUUGCUGCAGUGACUGAUGUCAUUUUCCAUAUUGAUGCCGACCCUCUGAACGGAAGCUCCAUGGAUCUAGGAGCACCAAAAGCACAUUAGAUUACUUGUCCGUUACUACACUGGAAUUCUUUUUACAACCUUUGCACAAAGUAGUCAGGUUUUUUUUUUUGUUUUUUUUUUAAAUCUAAGUACAAUGCACUGUAAUUCUUCUCGAAAGCACAACACAAAGCAACUGGAUAAUCAAUCAAUUAGACUGUUCAUCUGAUUAAAUUAGGAAAUAUAUCAGCAUCUACAACAAUGUCCUGAAAUCAGGUCAAGGAUUAUGGCCACAGCCUCUUUAAAUAUUAGCAGAAUAAAGUCAUAAUAUUAUGAGGAAAUAACUUGUUAUUGAAAUAAAAAUGUCAUAAGAUUUAAGUUGGGCGGCACGGCGGACGAGUGGUUAGCGCGCAGACCUCACAGCUAGGAGACCAGGGUUCAAUCCCACCCUCUGCCAUCUCUGUGUGGAGUUUGCAUGUUCUCCCCGUGCAUGCGUGGUCUCCGGGUACUCCGGUUUCCUCCCACAUUCCAAAAACAUGCUAGGUUAAAUGGCCACUCCAAAUUGUCCAUAGGUAUGAAUGUGAGUGGGAAUGGUUGUUUGUCUAUAUGUGCCCUGUGAUUGGUGUACCCCGCCUCUCGCUCAAAGACAGCUGGGAUAGGCUCCAGCACCCCCGCGACCCUCGUGAGGAAAAGCGGUAGAAAAUGAAUGAAUGAAUGAAUAAGAUUUAAGUUGAAACAUUCAUUUCUAAAGUUAUCUAGGUUGGGCCAAAAAUGCUAAUACUGUGAGAAUUCAGUCAAAAUAUUAUAGAUUAUCGUAUAGAGUCAUAAUAUUGAAAUAUAAUAUAAGAAAAUAUGAGGGGGGGAAACAAGAGUAAAAGGGGAAAAAGGACAAAAAAGUGUAAUUGGGUACAAAGACGAUAGGAUGCAAGGCCACAUUAUGCUGAGAACUUAUAUAUACUGUACGUAUAUACAUCUUUUUAACCCCGCAUAUCAGCUUUGUGAUAUAGUUGAAUGAGCCUUAAAUUAGGCUGAACUUCCCCCUUCCGAUUUUGCUGUUUUUUUCCCCAAUUUUCCAAGUAUUUAAAUUUUUUCAAAAAUCAUUUUGAAUUUUUUUCAUAAUAUUCUGACUUUAAUAUGACAACUUUUGCGCCCAAAAAAUUACUUAAAAAAAAAACUUCAACUCUAAUAUUAAAAUCAUGUUCUUUUUCCUGAUAAUGUUACAAAUGUAUUUGUGUACAAUUUUUGGGGUAUUUUUCCCAUUUUGAUUACCACUUUGAUCUAUUAAUAUUUUGACUUACUAAGGUUUUUAAAAAGUCGAUAAAUAAUAAAUAUGCUAAUAAAUAGCUUUGUCACCCGUAUCACAAAGCUGAGAUGCAGGCUUUUUUUCCCUAGGAAUAUAUAUACAGUAUGUGCUGGUGUACAAAAUAUGAAAUACCACAUUUAAUUCUUAAUUAUGCGGCCAUGGAGAUGGCGAAACAGUCCUGGUGUCACGGUACGCCAUCAUCAACGUGUACGUCCUUAAGGGCCGCUUUUCCGACAAUGAACAAUGGCGGCACAUGUGCGUGGAUGGAUGCUCCACUGAAAAAGCCAAUUAGGAAUACAAAUGUAGCGUUCCACUCCAAAAAUAAUCAUGUUCAUUAUUCCAAUCAUUCAAAUAUCUGGAACAUCUUAGCAUAUUUGACCUACAGGAGGGCUUUUAAUACAACAGGACAUGAAGAAAAGGAUGAUUUUGGAGGGGUGGAUGGUGCGGAAGUGGUUUAUCAGCGUAAAUAAGAUGGUCGACUCCAUAAGUGUAAAUAAACAUAUGCAAAGUGUACAUGUGGAAAAAAAAAAGAUCUCGUCCUGAGUUGUGACUGUGACGGGCGUCUUUGGAUGCCAUGAUGAUGUAACUAUGAGCAUAUAAAACAAUACAUGUGCUGUAUGUGGUGUAUUUUUUCAAGAAAAAAACAUAAAGAUGGCAUUGUGUGAUGAAAGUGAAACAAAUGUCCAAACGUGUUCAAAGGGAUGAAAAAGAUCAUUGUAAAAAAAAUAAAAUUAAAUUUAAAAAAAAAGAAUCCUGUUAUGAAGAGGAUCAAAACAUGUUUUUUUGUAUAUAAGGAAUUUUUUGUACAUUUUUAUUUGAAUUUAAUGCAACACAAACUACCAAAAUUCAUUAAAUAAAGUACACUGUGGUCCAUUUUCUGCCCUGUUGUUGAUGUAAUCUUCCUUUGUUUCAUUGUCUGCUUUACAUUCUAUGAGAUGUCGAAGAAAAACGCGUGCUAAUAUCCAAACAGACAUAAUUGUACAUGUGAUUAAUUUACUAAAUUAAUCAGAUUAAAGCACGCAAAUGUUGGGACUUGUCUGCACUGUUAAUCACCAUCAACAUUCACAAUGGCGGUACCAGGUCUGCUUGGAGCUGGUGUCCGACUACAGUGCACCUUAGCAAAUGUCUCCCUACCAAGCCCCCGGCAGUGCAACAAUGCAUUAUGGGUAUUAGCAACAG